UAUUUACUAAACUCUUGUAGGUUUGGAUAAUUGCUCUUAGAGCAGGAAACACUGAUGUUUCGCUGAAAGCAAUCCAUUUAUUAAACUCUAACUACUUGGGUCGGGGUCAGGAGUUUAUCACCACUUGUAUGUCCUAUUUACAGGAAGCAACCAGUAACCUGGAUAAUCUUACCGGAAGUGAGGAUCAGCUGUUACGGAUACAAAGAGCUCUUCUCCUUCUCAAAUCUCAUAUGGAAACCUUCAGGAAGAAAUAUGCAUAUAAUUUCCGUCGUUUAGCCCUAGAAGGAAAGUCUGUUCCGUCCCAUGCCGACCUAGUGAGUGUUCGGCAUUCAUCUCCACUGAGAAUAGUGGUUCAACCAGGAGGAUCUAUUGGAGAGAAAGUGACCUUCGACAUGAGUAGUUCAGAUCUAGUCUCAGAGCUAAGAGCAGAGAUUACUUCUUGGUGGGAGGAAAAGGUUGGGUCUAGCCUGGAGGUUGGUAGUAUGCUUGGAAGCCUACUAGGAGGGUCAUCUGUUAUAGGAGGAAAAGGAAAAGCUAAGCUUCAUCUCAGACUUAUAUCACAGGGUCAAGAACUGCACCGCGAUAUGGAUGAGAGAUCUCUAUCUGAUGUCGGAUUCAAGGAUAUGCAGCUUGUGUUUGCAAAUAUUGGAUCUACCAACAGACCAGGGCUAGAAAGAGCAGAGCUCCCUCCCUUUCCUGGCCGCAGUCAGAUUCCAAUGUUACUCCUGUUGGAGUCUAAACAUUUUGACCAAUUGUUCAGUCUGAUGUCUAAACUGUCAUCAUUAACUGCUACAAGGAAGGAAGCUGGUGUUUUGGAUACCAGAGCUCAGAUACUUUCCAGACGAGUUUGGGAAAUAAUAUUAUUACUGCCUACCAACCCAAAUAUUAUGAGAGGAUUACAGGAAAUUGAUCCUAGUUCUGGAUUUGAAUCUCUGCUGGAUCCUAACUCUGCUCAGAAAUUGCUUUACUCCUUCUAUAUUAUUGAUUGGUUGGGAAGACCUGCUAGACUUAGACGCUUCUCAGGCCUUGCUGAAGCCUCCUCUCCACACACUGGCCAGAAUCAGGUUCAGUCUGGGUGGAUCAAGCAGUUUAUAUCUGCUGGUGGAUUGAAGCAUCUGUUCUCUGUGUUCCUGUCCGGUGUGCUGGGAAGGCGAGGGGAUUCCUGCUGGUCAGAGUGGAGCCUAGAUUGUCUAGGCUUCCUUCUUCGUCUUCUAGUUCAAUUUGGAGUAGAUCAGGUAGACGCUGAUACUCUAGCAGAUCAGUUAGUGGAGUCUACAGCAUCUACUAAAAAGAGAAACAAGUGGAUAUUCUCUAGGCACACCAGACUAAUCAGAGCCAAACUUUUUCCUUCUAUUUUUAAUUGAAAGGGACUGUCCAUAUUACGAGUUGGAUUCCUGAUUAACAAUAGUACCCUCAGUAAAAAUGAUUCAGUUAUCAUGUUCUAGAUGAAAUUUAAAAC
Molecule: messenger RNA, 1459 nt
Organism: Eurytemora carolleeae
Lineage: Eukaryota; Metazoa; Arthropoda; Copepoda; Calanoida; Temoridae
Product: ubiquitin carboxyl-terminal hydrolase 34
Exons: 13
Coding region: 129-1364 (411 amino acids)
Source: RefSeq, a predicted model, not a curated record